Messenger RNA from Lagopus leucura (white-tailed ptarmigan), 2165 nucleotides. It is a transcript of the gene BEGAIN, whose product is annotated as brain enriched guanylate kinase associated. The transcript has 8 exons. The record is from RefSeq and is a predicted model, not a curated record. Lineage: Eukaryota; Metazoa; Chordata; Aves; Galliformes; Phasianidae. Gene Ontology annotation, cellular component: synapse. Bases 1 to 2013 code for a protein of 670 amino acids.
AUGUGCAAAAUGCAAUGGUUUCAAAAAUCUCCAUUGAUUCUGGAAAAACCUGUGGUUGAAUUCCCCAUUCUUGUUCAAAAGGUACGAAAUUCCUGGGUGCCAACCUGCCUAUGGCAACCUAGAAUUCUCCAGGGCAGGCUCGCAAAAUCUUCACCUACUCUCUGGGACAGUACUUUGCAAGAACAGAAGGGGGAAUUACGAAAACGUCUAUCAUACACUACCCAUAAACUGGAAAUGCUUGAAACGGAAUUUGAUUCUACACGUCAGUAUCUUGAAAUAGAAUUGAGACGUGCUCAGGAGGAACUUGAGAAAGUAACUGAAAAACUGAGAAGGAUACAAAAUAAUUACCUAGCCUUACAAAGAAUUAAUCAGGAUCUGGAAGAUAAACUUUACAGAAUGGGUCAACAUUACGAAGAAGAAAAGCGGGCUUUGAGCCAUGAAAUAAUUGCACUUAAUAAUCACUUAAUUGAGGCCAAGGUGACAAUAGAUAAGUUGUCAGAAGACAAUGAGCUCUAUAGGAAGGACUGCAAUUUAGCUGCUCAAUUGCUCCAGUGCAGCAAGAAUUACGAGAGGGCACAUAAACUUUCUGAGAAAUGCACAGAGACUGUGGCCUUCACAUUAGUCAAAGAACCAUAUCUGUUGCCAUCUGACUUUCAGGAAAGAGUCAGCAUCCAUCUGGAAAAACAUGGGUGCAGCCUUUCUGUCCCCUUGUGCCGCACAUCUUAUGCUGAUACCAUACCCACCUGUGUCAUCGCCAAAGUACUGGAGAAACCAGAUCCAAACAGCUUGUCUUCACACUUGUCAAGCCCCUCUACAAGGGAUCUCAAUUUUCAGGACUCUGCUGGAAAACUCGAGCAGAGGCCUCAGUACAAGUCAGACAUCUACUGCAGCGACACCGCUCUGUACUGCCCCGAGGAGAGGAGGAGGGAGAGGAGACCGAGUGUGGACACACAAGUGAAAGACGUGGGGUUCCUGCGGUCCCAGAACUCUACAGACAGUACUGUUGAAGAAGAUGGCUUCCAUUCCAGCUUCUCUCACGAAGCCUUCCCAGAGUACAUUACCUCUUUGCCGACCUCCAGCUCCUAUUCUAGCUUCAGCGUCACAUCUGAAGAGAAGGAGAACGCCCAAGCCAACACUAUGACAGCCUCCCAGCAAGCAAUCUACAUGAGCAACCGAGAUGAACUGUUUGAAAGAAAGUCACCUGCAGGUUAUGAGCAUCAGGGAAGCCCAAGGUUUGCCAAGUCAAAACCUGCACAGCACAUGGAGCUUGCUGAUGACAACGAGAACUCCCCCACGUUUACUCGGACUCUGCCUCCUUAUGCAAACGAACCUUUUCAUUUCUCAGCCAUAACACCACAGCAGGCUUUAGCAAAUCAAAAAAUGAGGAAUGAGUGCAGGAGCACCAACCUUUCAGAAGAAGACUUACCUGGGCGAUGGAGGCAGUUGAGUGUGGAGGACAUUGGUGCAUACUCUUACAGGAACACUGGCAGGCUAUCACCCUGCAGCUUUUCAGAGCAGUAUUACAGCAGCCCUAUGAAAACAGGAGACAGUCGAACAAGUCCCAUCUAUGCUAGUUACAAAGCAGAUAGCUGCUCAGAGGGAGAUGAUAUCUGCCAAAGCAGACUUGUGGAUUCUUGCUUCCUGAGAACAGACAGUGGCCUGAACAUUGACAUCAGCACUAGCUGUAAACAGGACAAGCUGCCCACUUACAAAACAAAAGAAUUAAGAGACCAAAAAAAUGAAAGGAUCACUGUCCAGUUAUGCAGUAGCAAAAACAUCGAAAAUAGCCCAGUGUUGAAAAGAGAAUAUGUGGACGUGAGCCCCAACAGCUCUGCAGAGUCCCUCAAUCACAGUUCAAUAGAGGCUUCAGAAAUCCACCAGUCUUCCAUGGAGCAAGGAAGCCAUUCGAGUAUUCACAGCAAACAGCAGCAGUUUCAGCGGACUGGGAGUACUGGUUUGAGCCGGAAGGACAGCCUUACAAAAGCACAACUAUAUGGAACCCUUCUGAAUUAGGCAUCUUCCAGAACUGCAAUAAGACCACAAGCGAAGGAAAGCAAACCACGUUUGAUACUUCUUGUGAGCGUAAGGUUUAAGAAAUGGAUUAUAAAAUAUAUAUUCAUAAUGGUACUAUAUGUUUGAAAUGAAAUCUCUCCAAAAAUGUUAUA